Messenger RNA from Oncorhynchus nerka (sockeye salmon), 1659 nucleotides. RefSeq names its product oligodendrocyte-myelin glycoprotein-like. The transcript has 2 exons. Gene Ontology annotation, molecular function: protein binding. The record is from RefSeq and is a predicted model, not a curated record. Lineage: Eukaryota; Metazoa; Chordata; Actinopteri; Salmoniformes; Salmonidae. Gene Ontology annotation, biological process: neuron projection regeneration. The coding region runs from base 80 to 1579 and encodes 499 amino acids.
GAGAUGCAGGACAAAACCAGGGGACAAAACAGCCUCAGAAGGUAAGGAGGGAAAAGGAAGAGGGCGUUAAAAACAGUGAAUGAGCGACAACCGGUCAAACCCAGGAAAAUCCCUCAUCAGCAUUGCAGCAGCCACUCCAGUGUUUCAGGAGACAAAGGCAGGAGCUCAGCCUGGGCUGGGGACCACAGAGGAGAGGAGAGACUGGAAUGCAAAGAUGAGGAAAAGGCGUGUGCUACUGAUGCCCCACAGUGGCCCUCCCCACUGUGUGGCCAUGCUAUGGCUGUUGAUGCUGCUGUGUCUCCAGGCCCUGGCUGUCUGCCCCCCCAUGUGUACCUGUAACCGCAGCCACAGAGAGGUGGACUGUUCCUGGAGGGGCCUGAGGACGCUGCCCCUGGGCCUGCAGCACAACCUGCACUCCCUCAACCUGUCUCACAACCGUAUCCAUGACCUGGAUGGCCAGCUGAGUACCUUCGCCCACCUCCGCACCCUGGACCUGUCCCACAACAGGCUGGUCCGCCUGCCCACCGCCCUGCCAAAGGCACUGUGGGAGCUCCACGCUGCAGCCAACCACAUCCACCUACUGGACAAGAAUGACACGGCCUACCAGUGGAACCUGCGGGUCCUAGACCUGUCCAACAACAAGCUGGAGCGGGCCGUGUUCAUCAACAACACCCUGACCAGCCUACGCCUGCUCAACUUCAGCAACAACCACUUCUGGACCGUGCCCACCAACAUGCCAGCCAGCUUGGAGACCGUAGACCUGUCCCACAACUCCCUGGUGCAGAUCCUGCCUGGCACUCUGAAUCGGAUGUCCAGGCUGACCACCUUCUACCUGCACUCCAACCGCUUCUCCUCUGUGGGCCCUGAGGCCUUCAGCCAGCUGGGCAGCCUGAGCCUCCUCUCCCUGGGGGACAACCCCUGGGCCUGUGAGCACCAGACCAACAUCACCCACCUGCUGGCCUGGCUCCAGCACACGUCCACCCGCGUGCUUGGCUGUCCCUGCCACACUAACCCUGUCUGUGGAGAGCCCCACCCGGCCAGGACUGGAGGAUGGCACUUUGCCUCCUACACUCAGCCUCCCCUGGCUGCUGGUACUCAGGAGGAGAGGAGCCACCCUCCUCCCCCAGAGGCCCUCACCAGGUGGCCUUGGUACCUGUCCAAGUCUGCCCUGCUCAACACCCAGCUCCACACCAGGAGAGCCCCAGGACGCCCCAUUGGACCAGAGAACAACAACCUCUUCACAGACCACUACCCGUUCACUUCAACCCCACUGGCCAUUUCCACCCUGCCCACUGACAGGUCCCACACCGAAAGCAGCACGUCAACCACAGACGACACCUUCAUAAAAGACACAACCUUUACUACUGACAGCAUCUACACUACAGAUGCAGCCUUCACCACGAACAACCCCUCUACCAUCCCAAGGAGAACGGCCACCCUCCGCACCAGGAGUGUCAAGAGGGCCAACCAGGGUGGCUCCCCGGACCACAACACCAGCCCAACCCCCAGCGCCAGGUCAACACUCCCACUAGUACUGAACCUGUGGCUCCUCCUGACUCUCACCCUGUACGUUCUCUGAAAGUUAAAUUAAAAUGUCUGGAGUUAAUGUCCUUGUCAGUCUAUUGGACAACUGCACGAACAUACACGAAUGAGUGUCAU